CGCAAAAUACUUGCUUAAAAAGACAAGUAGCAACAGAGUUACUUCUUCAUUUCGAUCCCGGUUGCCCAGAACUUAACUUUAGCUACAUCGAUUUUACACCGGCUGCCCACAGAUAGCCUACCAUUUUCAAACGACGAAGAAAAGCCAGAACGAACUAUGAAGCUCACCGCCCUGUUAUUUGCAACCCUAUCUGCGUUUACCGCGGUCCAGGGCUACUAUGAUAUCUCUUCGCCGGACUUUCGUCUCAUCCUGAGAUCGAGCAAUUCCACGCUCAACGGCACUGCUCUCGGAGCCUGUCACCAAGGCGCUGCCACCGAAGGCCUCUGUCCGACUAGGGAGACUGUACAGAACCCACCAAGCUCCUACACGACCUUCUACCACAACGUCAGCUCAGAUGACAACGCGACCGCUGGAGCCGCCAAUACAAAAGGCAUUUUAAACUGGAUUCUCCAAGCAGCCGAUGGCGCCAAUUAUUCGUCCGCGAUGGGCCUGUCACUUUCGGAUACAUCAAACGUUGCCAACCCAAUCUUCUUCCCCGGAAUGAUCGCGCACAGCCCUAUCGCUUUCGAAGAGGAUGGCUGCACCUACAUAGAGGCAGUACAAGAUGACACUGUCAGCCCACCUGUCUAUUUCAAACCGAUCCGCAAGGUGAAGAACUGGUACGUCUGCUACACCAGGUGGUCCUACCUGUACUACACGUUGGCUUGGAAGGUUGGUCUCACCGGUCAGCCCCAGAACCCUUCAUGCCAAAAGGUGGACGUUAUCCGCGUGUUCAAUUAAAGACACUCGCCGUGCAUCCUGGAAAAAUGUGGAAUGGUGGUUUGCAUAGGCUGAUGACUUUACGGGAUCAGCUGCCUCAGCGUUGGUGGAUGGGGAUUACUCUG
This is a messenger RNA of Boeremia exigua, 884 nucleotides long. RefSeq lists its product as uncharacterized. The transcript is spliced from 2 exons. Lineage: Eukaryota; Fungi; Ascomycota; Dothideomycetes; Pleosporales; Didymellaceae. The coding region runs from base 157 to 780 and encodes 207 amino acids. The record is from RefSeq and is a predicted model, not a curated record.